Messenger RNA from Schistosoma rodhaini, 2593 nucleotides. The record is from the annotation of a GenBank genome assembly. NCBI's taxonomy places the organism in Eukaryota, Metazoa, Platyhelminthes, Trematoda, Strigeidida, Schistosomatidae.
AUUGUUACUAUGAUAUAUAUAUGUAUAACUAUUAGUAGUAUUUUGACAGAUUCUAUAAAAUAAGUGUAGAUUAAUGUGAAAAUCUUAUUCUCUUAUAUAAUUUUCUAAAUAGGGGGACAAAUUAGAAUGAUUAACACCAAUUAGAUUAGUCUCAGGUUAUGGUUGUACUAUCAAAUGGAUUGUGAUAAGUAAUUGAGUACAAUGAUCUAUAUAUAGAGAGAGAAAGAGAGGGAUAGAUAGAAAGAUACAUAUAUAAAUACGUUGAUUAAUCAAUCAAAUCUAUUUGUUGAUAAUAAUGAAACAUUAUGAUAUUGUAGUUGAAGCAAAUGAAUUACCAACAGAACGUAAAACAACUGCGUUGACUUUAUGUGUACAUGCAUUGGAUUAUUAUCAUACUGAAAAAGAUGUAGCAAUGUUUAUGAAAAAAAAUUUUGAUAAAUUAUAUGGACCAGUAUGGCAAUGUAUUGUAGGUCAUGAAUUUGGAAUAUUCAAAAAAACAACAAACAAACAUCAAACAUACAGUUAUAUAUUAAUGAGACAGCUGAAUGAAACUGUACUUCGCUAUUUCUGUUGCUAAAUAGUCAGGUUUAUUUCUGGAGCGAAAUAAUAGAAAUAAGAAAGGUCUUGCAAAUCUUGAUGAGACAAUAUAUUGAUUAGACAUAUAUUCAAAUAUUGUACUGUUAUAUUAAUCUUCGAGUAUAGACAUUUUAAUCUGCUCUAUAGCUCACAAAACUUACUAUUAUAUCAUUCAAAUAUUUCACAAGUUUGUUUUAACUGAUUGUUUGAUUGAACAUAUGAUUCAGAACUUCUCUCAUUAAUUACAUCAUAUUAAACCAAAUUCAAUUUUUUAUGUAUUAUUAUGGUGUGUGCUACUGAUAUCAAUAGAUAUAAGUAGUAUGUAUCAUCAUUCAAAAGUGAAAUGUCUGGAGACAGAAGGUUUAGAAGAUCAAAGAAAAAAGAACAAAAACAGAGAAUGAUUAAUGCAGAAAGGAAAGAACCAUGAAGUUUAACAUGAUUGAUUGAUAUCUUACAAAUGAAGUAUUUACUAUAUGAUUCACAUAUUUUGUAUUCAAAUACAAUCGAUUAUCCCCCUGUGCGUUUCCGUUCACUACACUAUGAGCAGUAUAUGUUUGCACAAACACAAAACCCCCUUCUGAUAAAGUAAUAUAGUAUAAUUUAGCAACAUUUUCACCACUCAAACCACCUUCAUAAAUUAAUCAGUUACAAAAAAAAUUGUGUAAAUUGUUUUUUUUUUCGAAUUGUUGAUUAGAUAGUUUAUUGUUUACUUAUGUAAAUUAGUAAGAAACAUUGUGGUGUGCAAACAGAGUACAGUUAUUGAUCAUGACUUUAAGUGACUGUUUGCGUCAAAUAUCUAAGUUACGACAAACACGUACACAUGAAAGAUAGAUUUAUUUACACAGUUAAAUGUAAAUACAAAUGGACGUUGAUUUAUUUUGUUUUCCAUUAAAGUGUAGGUACUGAAUAUAUUGAACAUAUAGAUUAACUGAUUCUCACGAAAUGUUUUCUAUAAUCCAAUCUAAAACUAUUCAUUUUGUUGUGUAAUUAAUAUUUCACUUAUAAAAAUAGUUAAUUCUCAAGCAUCUUAUUAGUAUUUGUUAACAAAAGUCAAUUCAUAAGAUAAGAUGGUGGCUGGAGGUGUUCAACAGGAGACCCUGGACCCGGGUUUCAUGCUACAUGGCCCUCGUCAGUAAGGUGGACUUGUAAUCUUGAGCAAACCGGUGCUCCCUGAUGGGUUAGAUCCCGUGUCACCCACCUUCACAGUAAGAGACGUUACCACUGAGCUAUUCGGGCCGCGACCGACCUCCUGUAAGACUGAGAUGUAAUCACAAUUGAUUGAUCACUGGAUGAUGAUCAAUGUCAUGCGUGUCAAGUUCGUCUUAUAACAUUUGACAAUUUGAGAAAAUUUGUGAAGUCGAUUGGACAAGUAAGUUUUUCUUUCAGUUGAACACAGCAGGACAGGAUAAAUUAUUCUAAUCACUAUCCUUUCGGUAAAUUAGAAAAAACACUUCAAUUAUUAGAGUGUUUUUUAAUAUUGAUUCGAUGGUAGUUAAAAAUUUCAUGUACUACUGUAUUUGAUUUGAUUUAUUGAUUUUGAGAAUCUUUAGGAUUAGUUAGGGGUGUUUUUUUAUAUGCGUUCCUUCAUUUGAGUCAAGAUUUCAUAAAUCAACUCUUCAAUAUAAAUCUGGCUAUAGACAACACGAUAGAACUUGUGGAGAGUUCUGUGUUGAUUUUUCAUCAAUAAUCCAUUUGUAGUAUUUCAGUAUAUUAUUAAUUAUGUUCGUUUACAUCUCAAUAAACUGUAUGAUGUUUUAAACGGCCUCAUAUUCCUUUUCACAUUAUCUUCUAAAAGAAUGCAAGAACUCAAAGUCUAGAUACUGGUUUGCAUUCAUCAAUUUAUGGUGGAUAGUUUUCAGUAACAUAACUUUCACCAAAUAAAAAAUUACUAUUCAAAUUAACUGAGCUUAUUAAAACAAAUGAAGCGGUUGUUUAUUCUCAUCAAAGUCAAUUCGGCGGCCUGCUUGAAUACCUGGGCUACCUGUUUCUGCCAUCUAAAUAUUUCAACAAGUUAUCU